AGCCUAUCACAGUCCGCGGUGCUGCUGUACUGGGCGUGAAUACACGAGCCUCGUUUUUCUUGACUUUUCCGUCCAUUUCAGUUCAUCGUCACUACCACCAUCCUUUUUAACCGGGACAACAUGGCUACUGCGGCGAGCCGUUACUACAGCGAAGACGGUAGGGCAACGAAACGACAGAAAACCGACGGAAUGGCCACGGGAUAUGAAGAUCCGCACAAGACCCUUCCGUCUGUCGUGGUGCAUGUCCGGGGUCUGGUGGACGGGGUUACGGAGGCUGAUCUUGUGGAGGCCUUGCAAGAAUUUGGAGCAAUCAGCUAUGUGGUGGUGAUGCCCAAGAAGCGCCAGGCACUGGUGGAGUACGAAGACAUGAACGGGGCAUCCACAGCCGUAACCUAUGCUGCAGACAACCAAGUUUACAUCGCCGGCCACCCAGCCUUUAUCAACUACUCUACCAGCCAGAAGAUCUCGAGGCCGGGAGACUCCGAUGACUCUCGAAGUGUUAACAAUGUUCUUCUGCUCACCAUCAUGAACCCAAUCUACCCCAUCACCUCGGAUGUCCUCUACACCAUCUGCAACAACUGUGGGCCUGUCCAAAGAAUCGUCAUCUUCAGGAAGAACGGCGUCCAAGCGAUGGUUGAAUUUGACUCUGUGCAAAGCGCCCAGCGCGCCAAGGCAUCACUCAAUGGCGCAGACAUCUACUCUGGUUGCUGCACGCUGAAGAUCGAGUACGCCAAGCCCACUCGCCUGAACGUGUUCAAGAAUGACCAAGACACCUGGGACUACACAAACCCCAACCUGGGAGGCCCAGAUGGUGAUGCAGAUGGCAAUGGGAGCAAUUCAGAAGAUGUAAAUGCCAACCCCAACAAGCGCCAGAGACAGCCUGCUCUGCUGGGCGACCACCCUCCAGACUACGGAGGUGGUUACCACGGCUAUGACGAGAGCUACGGCUCCCCACCCUAUGAGGGUCGCCGCAUGGGUCCACCAAUGAGAGGGCGCGGCGGGAGAAGCUACGGGCCGAGCUACGGACCUCCUCCCCCUCCUCCUGGCGAGUACGGCGGCCACGCUGAGUCACCAGUCGUCAUGUUGUACGGACUGGAGCCUGUCAAGAUGAACGCAGACCGUGUCUUCAAUAUCUUUUGUCUCUAUGGCAACGUAGAGCGGGUGAAGUUCAUGAAGAGUAAGCCUGGGGCAGCCAUGGUGGAAAUGGGAGACUGCUAUGCAGUGGAUCGCGCCAUCACUCACCUCAACAACAACUUUCUCUUUGGACAGAGACUGAAUGUGUGUGUUUCCAAGCAGCAAGCCAUCGUACCUGGCCAGUGCUAUGACCUGGAGGAUGGCUCCACCAGUUUCAAAGACUUCCACGGCUCCAGGAACAACCGCUUCACGUCGCCAGAACAGGCGGCCAAAAACCGCAUCCAGCACCCGAGCAACGUGUUGCACUUCUUCAACGCCCAGCCAGACGUCACGCCAGAGAUUUUCAAUCAGAUUUGUGAUGAGAUUGGUGUCAAGAGCCCCGUCAACGUCAAAAUGUUCACAGGAAAGAGUGGUGCAGCUCCCAGCGACCGCAGCGCGUCAGGCCUCCUGGAGUGGGAGUCCAUCAAUGACGCCAUGGAGGCCCUGGCCAUGAUGAACCACUACCAGAUGAAAAAUGCAGGUAUGGGUGUGAAACGAGGGGAAAUCGCUCCCCAGUUUACAAACUCAUCAACUGAUUCGGACCAGAGCAAACAAACUAUAGCUGGUCCUUACCCUUACACCCUCAAACUGUGCUUCUCCACCGUUCAGCACGCCAACUGAGCGCUCCCUUGUAGCCAGUAAGAUGAAGAUUGGUCAACCAUUCCCAUGUUCACAUGUAUUUAGACCAUGACUGCUUGCAACACGCCUGGAGAUAGUUUUCAAAAAUUCCUAAAAUAUUGUGAAAUCAAUUUUCACAAUGCAAUUGAUCCCUAAAGUGCAAACUCCUCCUAUUUGAUAUAUUAAGUAGAUCUAACAAAUGCUAACAGGCAUUUAAACGUUUGGAUAUUUAUGCCCCAGAUGUGGUUUAUAGAGUAUCAGUACUUGUGUCUUCACGAUUUAAGUUGUCCUUUUUACUUUUUGUAUUAUGCUUAAAACAGUAACCUGAAAUGUGAGAAGGCGCGUUUUGAAAGAAUUGGUUUUAUGCUAAUCCUAUGGUUGGUGGCAGUGGACAACAUGGUUUUGUAAAAGAGUCGCUUUUGAAACUUUUAUUAUAGCUCACUUUUCGUUUUGUUUUAAGUGCUACCUAUUCAGUUCUGCGUCUCCGUGUCUGAUAUGCAGAUGGAGAAUUGUUUUGUUGUAAGAAAAUAAAAUUUAAAAGUUU
Sander lucioperca (pikeperch) is the source of this 2335-nucleotide messenger RNA. Its product is annotated as heterogeneous nuclear ribonucleoprotein L-like. Bases 121 to 1794 code for a protein of 557 amino acids. The record is from RefSeq and is a predicted model, not a curated record. The transcript is spliced from 15 exons. Gene Ontology annotation, molecular function: mRNA binding. Gene Ontology annotation, biological process: regulation of RNA splicing; mRNA processing. Gene Ontology annotation, cellular component: nucleus. NCBI's taxonomy places the organism in Eukaryota, Metazoa, Chordata, Actinopteri, Perciformes, Percidae.